This is a messenger RNA of Chondrus crispus (carragheen), 162 nucleotides long. RefSeq lists its product as hypothetical. The transcript has a single exon. The record is from RefSeq and is a predicted model, not a curated record. NCBI's taxonomy places the organism in Eukaryota, Rhodophyta, Florideophyceae, Gigartinales, Gigartinaceae. The coding region runs from base 1 to 162 and encodes 53 amino acids.
AUGGCUCCACUCGCCCCUCUGCAAAAUAUACAGUACUGUACCAGGGUACUGUUGCACCUGUCUUCCAAUCUAUUACACUACAGUCCACAGAACCCCCGUAUCCUUACAGUAAAGUUCAACCCAGUCCCAAAUCCCACAACUACUAUACACAUGUUACACUAG